GACAAUAUUUUAUUCAAAAGAAUUGUAAAGACAAAAGCCACCCAACUCACCUCAACUCAAACUCAACCUCAAGAGAUGAGAUUAGUUUCAUAAUAAAAACAACAAACUGCCAAGCUGCACUUGCUCUCAUUCACAAAUAUUUCAUGAAUUAUUCUUAGCCUAACAAACCCAGGAAGCUGCUCACAUAUGCUUACAUGUUUUGUAUAAGCAGUUAGGAGUUGGGACAGCUUGUGUUUUGUUACAGACAGGUCUCGUAGGUUCGAGGGUUUGACUUUGUUUUAGUUUCUGGUGAAUUAGGGAUUCAGGGAACCUAGUUGACUCUCCUCAGCAGUGAGUUUUCUGUUUGAUGGAGAGUGUGGAAACUGUCGAAGAUAAUUUUCCUCUAAAAACCUUCCCUAACCCAGAACUUGCCUCCGGAAGUAAGGAUCAAUCAUAUAUUGAAGUCCCUAAACGCAAUGAUCCUAGUGAAGAGUUGGAACCUGAAUUACAUGUAUCAAUGAUGGGUGGUUCGAAAUUGGUCAAUGUGCAAGAUCCUUCUAAUAGCAUGACUCCUCAACAGGGUCAAAGUCUUCCGGUAGAGAACACAGUUAUUGAAACAUCACAAAAUCAUGAGAACUUUGUGGAUGCAUAUCCUCAACUAAAAGUCAGGAAUGAUAUUACUGAUGUACUUUCAUCUGAGCAGGAAGUUGCAGAAAGUGAACUUCAGGGGUCUGUAGCUGUAUAUCCCCAGCUCAAAGUUUUACAAGAUAUUUCUGAUGAACCUCUACUUGAACAGGAUCCUCAAGAUGAAGAAAAUGUACCAUGUUAUGUACCAAGUUCUUCAGAAAUUAACAGUAUGCCACGCCAAUCACCAGAGGAAGGAACUCUAGUUAGCAGCAAUGAUGUUCAACAGCAAAAUAUUUCUGACAGACCUAUUACAGUUGAGCAGGAUGUAUCAUCUACAUCAGCUAGGAAUGUAGACAUUGUAAAAUUUGAAGGAGAACUCAUGGAAUCCAGUUCAUUAAUUACAUCAGAAGCAAAACCGAACAGCGCUUUUCAACAUAGACAGACUUCUGAUGAGAUUUCACAGGCAUUGGUCAGUUCUGACGUGGGUGAUAUUGAUACGACAGCACCAUUUGAAUCUGUUAAGGAAGCUGUCUCCAAGUUUGGGGGAAUUGUUGACUGGAAGGCCCACAGAGUUCAUACAGUGGAGAAGCGAAAAGUUAUAGAAGAACAACUUGAGAGUGUAAAUCAGGAGAUACCAUGGUUGAGGAAACAGUCUGAGGCGGCGGAAGAUUCCAAAACGAAAGUUUUAAAGGAGCUGGAUAGCACUAAGAGACUUAUAGAAGAAUUGAAGCUCAACCUAGAGAGAGCACAAAUUGAAGAGCAUCAAGCAAAACAGGACUCUGAACUCGCUAGCCUUAGAGUGGCAGAGAUGGAACAAGGCAUUGCUAAUGAGGUUAGUGUUGCAGCCAAGGCACAGGUUGAGGUUGCCAGAGCAAGGCAUGUAGCAGCACUAUCAGAGCUGGCGACUGUGAAAGAAGAGUUGAUCGCAGUACGCAAAGAUUAUGAUGCACUGGUGAUUGAAAAAAAUUUAGCUGUAAAAAAAGCUGAGGAGACCCUUUCUGCAUCAAAGGAAAUUGAAAAGACAGUUGAGGAAUUGACUAUUGAGCUGAUUGCAACAAAGGAUUCCUUGGAGUCUGCACAUGCUGCUCACUUAGAGGCCGAGGAGCACAAACUUGGGGCAGCUUUGGCAUUAGAGCAGGAUACUCUGAAUUGGGAAAAGGAAUUGAAACAGGCAGAAGCGGAGCUCGAGAAACUAGACCAGCAAAUUGUGUCAGCAAAGGAUCUCAAGUCAAAACUAGAUGCCUCCUCAGCUUUGCUACGGGAUGUGAAAGCUGAAUUAGCUGCAUAUAUGGACUCAAAACUGAAUCAGGAAACUGAAGUACAUUUAAAUGGCGACGUUAUUGGUGAGGAGAAAAAGACUCAUAGUGAAAUACACGCAGCUGUCUCUUUAGCCAAAAAGAAUCUUGAAGAAGUGAAACUUAACAUUACGAAAGCAAAUGAUGAAAUUAAAUUGUUGGAAGUUGCUGCCACAUCAUUGAAAAUACAAUUAGAGAGUGAAAAAUCAGCAUUGGCUACCCUAAGGCAGAGAGAAGGAAUGGCAUCAGUUGCAGUUGCAUCGAUUGAAGCUGAGCUUAACAGGACUAAAAAUGAGAUUGCUAUGGUUCAAGUAAAGGAGAGAGAAGCAAGAGAGAAGAUGGUGGAGCUGCCCAAGCAAUUGCAAAAGGCAGCUGAAGAAGCAGAUCAGGCAAAGUCUCUUGCUCAAGCUGCUGACGAAGAGCUCCGGAAGGCACAGGAGGAAGUGGAGCGUGCAAAGGCUGGAGCAAGUACUAUGCAGAGUAGAUUACUUGCAGCUCAAAAGGAAAUAGAGGCUGCAAAGGCAUCAGAAAAUCUAGCUGUAGCAGCUAUCAAUGCACUGCAAGAAAGCGAAGCAGCUCAAACUCUCAACAAUAAUGACACACCUUCUGGAGUUACACUUACACUGGAGGAGUACUAUGAGCUCAGUAAGCAGGCCCAUGAAGCAGAGGAGCAGGCUAAUAAGAGAGUUGUUGAUGCCCUAUCUCUUAUAGCUACUGCAAAGGAAUCUGAGUUGACAAACUUGAGCAAAUUGGAGAAAAUUACUUCUGAGUUGGCUGCCGAAAAGGACUUGUUAGAAAUUGCGAGGCAGAAGGCUGAGAAGGCCAGGGAAGGGAAAAUGGGUAUAGAACAGGAACUAAGGAAAUGGAGGGCUGAACAUGAGCAAAGGCGAAAAGCUGGUGAGUCUAUUCCAGGAGCGGUUUACCCAAGUAAGAGUCCGAGAGCAAGCUUUGAGGUGAGAAAGGAAACAAACUACUUUGACCAGGCACCAAAUACUGCAGCUACGCAUUACAUGCAAAGCCCAAAACCAUAUGAGCAUAGCAACACUGAAACUGAUACAUCCCCUGAAGUGAAAACAUCAAAGAAAAAAAAGAAGUCUGUCUUACCGAGGUUUUUAAUGUUCUUGAUUAAAAGGAAGAAACAUCCUCAUUCCCGCUAAUAUUCUGCCAAGACUUGAAGGUGAUUAUGGUGUGCUACUCCUCGUAUUUUCAGUGUCCAAUAUGUUGCAUUGACCAGAAUCAUGCAUCUCGAUAUGGUAUCAGUUCUUCUUUGCACAUAUACAAUUUUGUUUUGUGUAUUAUAUAUAGGAUGGGUUUGCAUUUUUUUCCUUUUCUCCGGAAAUAGGUUUGUAAUUUUGUGUUUGGAUGGGGGGUUUGGUAUAGGAUGUAAUAAUUGAGUUGGUGAUCAAUUGGAAAAGAUAAAUUUGUGUUAUGCUGUAAAACAUGACUUGGUGGUUUGAAAUUUAAACUCCUGAUAUAUUUGUUUUA
This is a messenger RNA of Daucus carota subsp. sativus, 3386 nucleotides long. Its product is annotated as protein WEAK CHLOROPLAST MOVEMENT UNDER BLUE LIGHT 1. Gene Ontology annotation, biological process: chloroplast accumulation movement; chloroplast avoidance movement. Bases 347 to 3058 code for a protein of 903 amino acids. Gene Ontology annotation, cellular component: cytosol. The record is from RefSeq and is a predicted model, not a curated record. Lineage: Eukaryota; Viridiplantae; Streptophyta; Magnoliopsida; Apiales; Apiaceae. The transcript is spliced from 3 exons.